Molecule: messenger RNA, 1696 nt
Organism: Cucumis sativus (cucumber)
Lineage: Eukaryota; Viridiplantae; Streptophyta; Magnoliopsida; Cucurbitales; Cucurbitaceae
Product: transcription termination factor MTERF5, chloroplastic-like
Exons: 2
Coding region: 129-1250 (373 amino acids)
Biological process (GO): regulation of DNA-templated transcription; chloroplast organization
Cellular component (GO): chloroplast
Molecular function (GO): double-stranded DNA binding
Source: RefSeq, a predicted model, not a curated record
CUCUAUUCUUUGAAAUCGUUCAUAAUUGGUUUUCCGGUUUCGUCUCGGCGGGGUGCGGUGGGGAUGUUCGCGGAGCUCAAAACCCUAACCAAAACCCUUCCUUCAUUUUCUUCAUUCUAACCCCCAAUAUGUUCAAAAUUUCCUCCACAUUUCUUCUUCAUUUCAUCCACAAGCGUUUUCUCAAUACCAUUUCUACUUCUACAUUGCCUUUACGCUCUGUUUCUACCAUCCAAUUUCUCACUAAUUCAUGUGGCCUUUCUUCAGGAUCUCCUUCUUCCAACGGUCGAAUGCUCCAAUUCGAUGAUAAAAGCAUCCAGCAGUACGAAUCCGUUAUCGGUUUCUUGAAAUCGCAUGGAUUCGAUAAUCUACAGAUCGCCAAUUUGGUCUCGAGGCGACCUAACAUCCUUGGAUCCAGAGUAUCCACCAAUCUCAAGCCUAAAUUUGAGUUCCUCCAGGAAAUCGGGUUCGUCGGUCCUUUACUUCCUAAGAUAAUUUUAGCAAACCCACCGCUCCUUCUCAGGAGCUUACAUUCUCAUUUGAAACCAUCACUUGUUUUCUUGAAGGAAAUUCUUGAAUCGGAUGAACGAGUAAUUGCUGCUAUUUGUAGUUCUUCGUGGCUUCUGACUUAUGAUUUUGAGCGUGUUAUAAAACCUAAUGUUGAUGUUUUGGCCAGUGAAGGAGUACCUUCAAGGAAUAUAGCAAAGUUGAUUGCAUUGGACCCUAGAACUAUUAUGCAAAAGGUUGAUAGAAUGAUUCAUGCAGUGAAAACGGCGAAAGAAUUAGGCAUCGAACCAAAGUCUGGCAUGUUUAUUUAUGCAGUUGUUGUAAGGCUUUCAAUGAGUGAUUCAAAUUGGAAGAAGAAAAUAAAUGUUAUGAAGAGUUUAGGAUGGUCUGAGGAUGAGAUUUUUACAGCAUAUAAGAAAUAUCCACCUUAUUUAAAUUGUUCAGAGGAGAAAUUGAGGGAUGUUGCAGAUUUCUGUUCCAACACUGCCAAGUUAGAUCCAGGAACUCUAAUUACUUACCCUAACUUCUUCACUUUUUCAGUCGAGAAGCGGCUCCAACCGAGGUACAGAGUUCUUGAGGUUUUGAAGUUGAAAAAUCUUCUUAAAAACAAAAAGAUUGCUCCGUUUUUUGUCGAAGGGGAGAGAAGAUUUGUGGAGAAAUAUGUAGUUAAGCAUUUGGAUGAAAUCCCAAAUCUGAUGGACAUAUACAGAGGCAAUGUUGCAGCCGAAACCAAAUCUGUUCUAUAGGAUUGGAAAGUUAUUGUUUAUUAGUCCCUUUUCUAGUCACAUCCUUGAAGCUCUGGGUGAAUCACUACAUCUUGCACUCAGCCAUGAUCUUCUUCUAAAAAAAAUCCUUUCAAUGCUUGUUUUCACUUGAAGAUUGAAGAUGGAACAGAAACAGGCAAACCCUAAUGCGUAAAGACAAAUGGAAAAUGAGGAAGGAGGAAAGAAAAUCACUUCAAUGGUCUACAAAGGAGAUGGAACCACUCCCACUUUGAAGGAUAAGGGUGUAAGUAUAAUGAUGUUUGAACAUUUAUGAAACUGAUUUUGGGUUUUUGUAAAUUCUUAUUUUUCUUUCUUUUUGUAAUUUUUUAAAAAUAAUUUUGCUAUUUUUGCAACUUAAAAAUUGUUAUUCUAAUUUUUAACUUCAUCGUGCAUUUACAUUUGGAGUAAUAAUCUCAUGUUCAACUUCA